AUGACUUCCCUUAGAGAACUUCUCACAAAAGAAGGCUUCAACCAAACCAAAUCUGCCCAACAUCCAAACCUUAAACCACUGAGGUCAAAACACAAACUUUUACAAGAAACUCAAGAGAAAACAUCACUCCCUUUAUACAUCUGCCAUGAUCGAAAAAACCUCGAUUGCUCCAAGCACAAGUUAGACAAGUCCACUAUAAAAAAUAGGUCUAGGUCACCUCAAUCCAACACCACCAAAAGGGUUGGUUCAGCCUCUGAAAUAUCGAAGAAUUCCAAGUCAUUGGUAUCACCGGAUUCAAGAACAGUGGGGGGACCCCCUAUGGAUGAAGUUGCCAUCAGAGCAGUGAUCGCCAUCCUCAGUGGCUAUAUUGGAAGAUAUGUAAAGGAUGACUGUUUCAGGAAAAUAAUCCUAGACAAGUGCAUUUCUUGCUUGGUCAGAAGAAGAAACGGUUCAGAAUCAGAUAAUGAGAUUCUUGUAAACAUGAAACUGGGCAUGGAGAAUAUUGAUAAAUUAGUACAAGAUCAAGGAACAAAGAAAGAGCUAAAGAUUAAAAGUUUGAGGAAUUCCAUUGAGCUUUUAACCAUAAUUGCUUCAUUGAAUUCUAAAGCCUCUAGGGAAGCUUCUUCAACUUGUGGAAUACCCAAUUCCCAUCUCUCUGCUUGUGCUCAGCUCUACUUGGCAAUAGUUUACAAGCUUCAAAAGAAUGACAGAAUUUGUGCUAGGCAUAUAUUGCAAGUGUUUUGUGAUUCACCAUUUUUGGCUAGAACCUACUUGCUUCCUGACCUUUGGGAGCAUUUGUUUCUUCCUCACCUUCUCCAUCUUAAAAUUUGGUAUACCGAGGAGCUUGAGACCCUUUCAGCUUCAAGUGAAUGUCAUGGUGAGAAGGAAAUGAAAAUCAAAUCUUUGAGCAAAGUGUAUGAUAACAAAGUGGAUACAGGAACUACUAUGUUUGCUUUGUAUUACAAGCAAUGGCUUAAAGUUGGGGCUAAUGAGCCUCCUCUUCCUAUUGUCCCCUUGCCAUCAAGACCAAGUCAUGGAUCCUCAAGAAGAAGAAGGUCUUCAGAUUCUUUCGUUUUGCAUUCCUCGAUCAAACCAAACUUAUACAAGGAAGUAUUUGGUCCCGAACUAGAACCGAAACCAACAACUCUUGCUGACCAAAAUGGAAUGCUGACAAUUAGAUGGGGCUCAAGGACUGGUGAAAAUUUGUAUGGAGAUGAAUAUAACUGUAGUUCAUUUCAGAAAGAAGACAUGAUAUACUUUGGAAGAUCAUCAAGGCGAAUUGACAAGAAUCAUGCUGAAUUAAGGUCAGAGUCACAGAGAUUGGACUAUUUUCAAUGCUUUUCUUGCAGGGCUAUACGAGCAGAAAGCUUGGCGAACAGCAACUAUACAUCCAACAAUGCUUCAUUCAGAGAUAAAACAACUGUUCUUUCAAGUGAGUUUGUUGGAGCUAUUAAAACUAUAUGUUCAUCAGAUAUUCUAAGCGAAUGUGAAAUUGCAAUUCGUGUGAUUACCAACACUUGGUUGAAGUCUCAUGGUGACCCUCUAAUUGAAGAAGCACUGACACAAUCUAGUGUAAUUGAGGCCAUUCUGGAGGUAUUGUUUUCCUCCAGUGAUGAUGAUAUUCUAGAAUUGGCUAUAUCGGUUUUAGCAGAAUUAGUAGAAAGGAAUGGUGCAAUCAGACAAAUUAUAUUGAGCUCAGAUCCACAACUAGAAAUUUUUGUGAGACUUUUGAGAAGCACUGGUCUAUUUCUAAAAGCUGCAGUUCUGCUUUAUCUGUUAAAGCCGCAAGCAAAUCAGAUGUUAUCACCAGAAUGGGUGCCACUAGUACUUCGAGUAUUAGAAUUUGGGGACAUAGUUCUGACCCUUUUCACAGUACAAUGCAAUCCUCAAGAGGCAGCAAUUUACUUUUUGGACCAACUUCUAACUGGUUUUGAUGAAGAUAGGAAUUUAGAGAAUGCGAGGCAGGUUGUUUCACUUGGGGGAUUGACCCUGCUUAUGAGAAGAAUAGAAGAAGGAGAGGAACAUGAGAGAAAUAAUGCUGUUCUGAUAAUUUACUGUUGCAUUUGUGCUGAAGGAAGCUGCAGGAGUUUUCUAUCUGACAAUAUAAAUAAGACUUCUUUACUAGAACUCAUUGUUCUUGGGAAUAGUAAAAAUUCCAGUGGAUAUGCCUUUUCAGUGCUAGCUGAGUUACUCUUCCUUGAUAGGCAUGUACUUCACUUCCUAACUUCUCCCUGA
Gastrolobium bilobum is the source of this 2235-nucleotide messenger RNA. RefSeq names its product putative E3 ubiquitin-protein ligase LIN. The coding region runs from base 1 to 2235 and encodes 744 amino acids. The record is from RefSeq and is a predicted model, not a curated record. The transcript has 3 exons. Lineage: Eukaryota; Viridiplantae; Streptophyta; Magnoliopsida; Fabales; Fabaceae.